AUGUUCCCCGGGACGAAAACCCCACAAGCACGAGACACCAACAGCCUCUCGGAACCGAAGAAUCGCAUUAUACUGCAUUUUGAUUAUGAUUGCUUCUACGCCAGUGUCUUCGAGAAUGAGAAUCCUUCGUUACGAUCCCUACCCCUGGGUAUCAAGCAGAAGAGCAUACUAGCCACUUGCAAUUAUGUCGCCCGUGCCAGGGGUGUCAAGAAGCUGAUGCUCAUAUCGGAAGCACAAAAGCUCUGUCCCGAUCUGGUGCUAAUGAAUGGCGAGGAUUUGACGCGGUUCCGAGCCGCAUCCAAGAAACUAUGGACUUUUCUACGAUCGCACUCUUGGAAUAAGCGAGUUGAACGCUUGGGGCUCGAUGAGGUGUUUUUGGAUGUCUCCGACAUAAUUUCCUAUAACCAACAAAUCCUCAAUCCGAACGCCUUGGCGCAAUCCUUCUUUCAAUUAUCGCAGGAAGAUCCCGAGAAAGGGUUUGCCUUUGAUGCCUCUUCCUUCUUCGGAUGCACAUAUCCUAAAGAGUACAGAUGCCAGGACGAGUCUGAACGGGACCCGCUCCUGCUUCGCUUGAUCCUAGCAUCACAUCUGGCUGGGUAUCUCCGGCACAAGCUGGAGGAGGAAUUUGGUUAUACUUCAACGUGUGGUGUUUCUAUCAACAAGGUCCUUGCCAAACUGGCAGGGACGAGGAACAAGCCCAAGAACCAGACUUCACUAAUCAGUCUCGAGGACCAAGACGUUCAAAAUUUCAUGGGUGCACAUCAGAUCAGGAAGGUCCCCGGUCUAGGUCAUAAAACAUCUCAUCUUGUUCAAAACCACGCCCUCUCUCGUGAUUCAGCAGAUAUUCCCCAUAGUGAGGAAUAUUCGGCCAAGAUUACUGUUCAAGAAGUGCUUUCCUGUCCGAAUAUGUCCCCAGAGCUACUUGAAAAGAUUCUUGGCAGAUCAGGCGCAGAAAGGGGCAUUGGUUUGAAAGUAUGGAGACUUCUGCAUGGAGUUGACGAGUCUCCUGUCAAGGAGGCCAGUGAUGUGCCAACUCAAAUCAGCAUUGAAGACACUUACAUGUCCAAACCACUCAAUGCGCCUUCUGAGCUCAUGCGAGAGCUCCGGGCCCUAACAGCUUCACUCGUCAAGAGAAUGCAUGUUGACUUGCUAGAUGAGGAUUUACAUGCUCAGGAGACAAGCGGCCGCAAGUGGCUUGCCUGCCCUAAAACACUACGACUAUCAACGCGAACUAAAAAUAGGCCGAUUGCGGAUAAUCAAAAUACAUUCAGUCGCAAUUCGAGAAGUCAAUCGCUUCCGAAUUUUGUCUUCUCCCUGAGAGACAGCCAAGAGGUCAUUGUAGAACGGCUCGUCAAUGAGGUUGUACUACCUCAAUUCAGGCGACUCCACACUGAACGGCAGGGAUGGAAUCUGUCCUUGAUCAACAUUUGUGUAACCAAUAUGGUUCUCACAGGAAAUGAAGAAGGCACGGGCAGUGGGCGUGACAUAUCGUUCAUGUUCAAGACACAAGACACAAGGUUCAAAGAGUUUACCGUUUACGAUCAAUCAACCCCUGUUGCCUCUCCCGAAGUUGAAGACAUCACGGGCGCCAUACCCAAGCAGCUCAUGCCAGAUACUUCUGAUGACCAAGGAGGAAUGGACGAGUGGGUUGAAGAUGAGCCAGAGGACGUUCUACGAUGUCCAGAGUGUGGAUGCUCUAUACCCACAUUUGCUCUAUCAGCUCAUGAGAGAUUCCAUAUGAUGGGAGACUGA
Pestalotiopsis fici W106-1 is the source of this 1752-nucleotide messenger RNA. RefSeq lists its product as uncharacterized. The record is from RefSeq and is a predicted model, not a curated record. NCBI's taxonomy places the organism in Eukaryota, Fungi, Ascomycota, Sordariomycetes, Amphisphaeriales, Sporocadaceae. Gene Ontology annotation, molecular function: damaged DNA binding; DNA-directed DNA polymerase activity. Gene Ontology annotation, biological process: translesion synthesis. The coding region runs from base 1 to 1752 and encodes 583 amino acids. The transcript has 2 exons.